AUGGACUCUUCACUCGGCUCAGGAGCUCCGAAGGUGCCCAAUGCAACCGUUAAUUACGAAGGAAACAAGAAUGGGGCCUCAGCCUCACCAGGCGCAUCGGAGCGCAGGCCAAACGAGGACAACACAGGAACCGACAACCAGCAAGCCCCAUCAGGACCCGUUUCCAAACGCAGACGAAUGGAAAGCCAACAAAACCGAAAGCGCGGCCGCACACCUCCUUCAGUCUUCUCACGUCGUGACCGCUCCCGCAGCCCUCACAACGCCUCCCGCGAAGGCCCCCGACGAUCUCGCUCUCCCUUGCAACCUCGCAGCCCUCCACCCGCCGAUGACCCGCCCAAGCAGCGCAAGCGCCCAGGCGGCGGUGCCCGCAUGGGAAUCGUCGACCGCGAGACCAUGAGACGGAGACAGGAGGAUCGCGACCGGCAAGAAAUGGAAGAUGCGGAGCGAAUGUCCCGAGACCGUGGCGUGACGGACGUCGUGCGGCAGCACUACAAUGCGGUCCCUGAGCGUGGCCGCGAGUGGCGCAAGACAGAGAGUAAGAUCAAGGGGCUGCGCAGCUUCAAUAACUGGGUGAAGAGUACGUUGAUUCAGAAAUUCGCGCCUGAUGAGGAGUUUGGGGCGCGGUUCGAAGAUAGCAAGAAUUGGGCGGAGGAUAGUAUGGGUCCGCCUCCUAUGGAUGAUAAAAAGCUUCUUGUGCUUGAUCUGGGUUGUGGAAAGGGUGGUGAUUUGGGGAAAUGGCAGCUUGCACCGCAGAAGGUGGAGCUCUAUGUUGGACUGGACCCGGCCAAUGUCUCUAUUGAGCAGGCACGGGAUCGGUAUGCUUCUAUGCGAUCUGGGCGUGGACAGCGGGGUCGACGACCACCUCCGGCGUUGUUCCAUGGGGAGUUCCAGACGAAGGAUUGCUUUGGCGAGUCGCUGGGCGAUGUUCGGAUCAUCCAGCAGGUCGGCUUUGAUCCCAAUGCGGGUCCCGGCGCGAACUUGAUGGCAUCGCGAUGGGGUCCAGGAGGUGGUUUUGAUGUUGUUACAUCCAUGUUUGCGAUCCACUACGCAUUUGAGAGCGAGGAGAAGACGCGUCAGAUGCUUAGCAACGUCGCUGGUUGUCUCAAGAAAGGUGGUCGCUUCAUUGGCGUGUGCCCGAACUCAGAUAUGAUCACUAGCCGUGUCAGUGCGUUCCAUGAAAAGCGUCGGGAGCGUGAGGCUGCCAAGGGCUCUCAGCCCGAGGCUCCGGAAGAUGGCGAGGUUGAGGAGGAUGAGAAGUGCGAAUGGGGAAAUGAUAUCUAUCGCGUCCGGUUCCCUGGCCCGACGCCUGAGGACGGUGUCUUCCGCCCGCCCUUUGGAUGGAGAUAUACCUACUUCAUGCGUGAAGCCGUCGAAGAGGUGCCUGAAUACGUUGUUCCUUGGGAGGCAUUCCGCGCCCUGACCGAGGACUAUAACCUUGAACUGCAGUACCGCAAGCCCUUCCUGGAUAUUUGGGAGGACGAAAAGAACGACCGCGAGUUGGGACCACUCAGCGAGCGUAUGGGAGUUCGAGACCGGGCUACGGGUGCUCUCGCUAUGACCGAGGAGGAGAAGGACGCAGUUAGUGAGUAA
Molecule: messenger RNA, 1590 nt
Organism: Penicillium odoratum
Lineage: Eukaryota; Fungi; Ascomycota; Eurotiomycetes; Eurotiales; Aspergillaceae
Gene: abd1
Product: mRNA (guanine-N7)-methyltransferase
Exons: 2
Coding region: 1-1590 (529 amino acids)
Biological process (GO): 7-methylguanosine mRNA capping
Cellular component (GO): nucleus
Molecular function (GO): mRNA 5'-cap (guanine-N7-)-methyltransferase activity
Source: RefSeq, a predicted model, not a curated record